UGAUAUAGCAGAUUAAUUAUCAUUGGCUUCAUGACAGCCAGUGUCAAAACCAGCCACCUCACAGUUUCAUGUAAUGCUUACCCAUAAAGCUAAGUGGUUUCUUAAUAUGAUUAAUCUGUCAUGUUCACUUCAUGUAAAGUGUUGCCUAGAAUUUAUUAUUUGGUGGAAUGUCUCUUUGUUAGUUACCUGGUUUGCUCCGCUGCAGUACAACAGAUAAAUGCUUCUGGUGACAAUUGUUUUUUGUUUUGUUUUUAGCAUGUGAAAACGCAGAUGGAAAGGGCAAAGAACCCAGCAGAAAACUAAUGGAGGACAAAGAGCCCAGCAGAAAACUAAUGGAGGACAAAGAGCCCAGCAGAAAACUAAUGGAGGACAAAGAACCCAGCAGAAAACUAAUGGAGGACAAAGAGCCCAGCAGAAAACUAAUGGAGGACAAAGAACCCAGCAGAAAACUAAUGGAGGACAAAGAGCCCAGCAGAAAACUAAUGGAGGACAAAGAGCCCAGCAGAAAACUAAUGGAGGACAAAGAGCCCAGCAGAAAACUAAUGGAGGACAAAGAGCCCAGCAGAAAACUAAUGGAGGACAAAGAGCCCAGCAGAAAACUAAUGGAGGACAAAGAGCCCAGCAGAAAACUAAUGGAGGACAAAGAGCCCAGCAGAAAACUAAUGGAAGACAAAGAGCCCAGCAGAAAACUAAUGGAGGACAAAGAACCCAGCAGAAAACUAAUGGAGGACAAAGAGCCCAGCAGAAAACUAAUGGAGGACAAAGAACCCAGCAGAAAACUAAUGGAGGACAAAGAACCCAGCAGAAAACUAAUGGAGGACAAAGAACCCAGCAGAAAACUAAUGGAGGACAAAGAGCCCAGCAGAAAACUAAUGGAGGACAAAGAGCCCAGCAGAAAACUAAUGGAGGACAAAGAGCCCAGCAGAAAACUAAUGGAGGACAAAGAACCCAGCAGAAAACUAAUGGAGGACAAAGAGCCCAGCAGAAAAAAGACAACGAAUAAACAGUCUGUUCCUCUGGAAAGUGCUAGGAGAGCAAAAAAGCAUCAAUGGUCUCCCAUGGAGGUUGCCGCGGUCAUGAGACAUUUUGACGAACACAUCAAAAAAGGAAAACUGGCCACUAUGAUUGAAUGCCAGCAAUGCAAGGAGGCAGAAGAUCCUGCUCUGGCUGGUCGCUCUAUUCUAAACAUAAGAGACUUCGUAAGAAAUCGUGGUGUGACUUUGAAAAGAAAAAAAUAAUCCUAGCUAUAAUAUGGAAAUGUGAUGAAUUGUCCACCAGUGAUGUCAUCUCCACACAGUCCAUUUAGUUCUAAUUUGGUUUAGUUUGCCUGUUAAGUUAUGUUUCCCAUGUUCCUUUUUUGUCCUUUUCCAGCCACUAAUCAGUUACCAUGGAACAUUCAUUUACUAAAAAAACAGUUAUUAGUCGUGAAGUUCAUCAUUAUA
This is a messenger RNA of Carassius auratus (goldfish), 1442 nucleotides long. RefSeq names its product eukaryotic translation initiation factor 3 subunit A-like. NCBI's taxonomy places the organism in Eukaryota, Metazoa, Chordata, Actinopteri, Cypriniformes, Cyprinidae. Bases 303 to 1238 code for a protein of 311 amino acids. The transcript has 2 exons. The record is from RefSeq and is a predicted model, not a curated record.